AUGUUUUUCACCAGGCGAUCGGUGGCUCCGGCACGGCAGUUACUGCGGAAUCAACCCCCUCGACGAUUCGACUCCCACGCAGCUCACCAUGCUGAGCCUGUGAACGAAAGUUUUGGUCGCAGUUUCUAUGUCACUAUCGGCACAUUUGCUUCCGGCUACGUCCUCUACCGACUUCACAAGUCCUCUCAGGAGCCUGGCUCACAGUCGUGGAUCUCCAACCUCAUUGAGAAGUGGACUCCUUCUGAGAAAGUUUUUGAGCAGAGAAAUGCCCUUCACACAGUCGCCAUGGAGAAGGCCGCUCACGACCGCCACCUUUUCCUCAGUCAGGGUCCCAGGGCCACCAUCGAACUGAAGCAGCCCGAGGUGAGCUUCAAUUCUUCGCCCCCUUACAACGUCCCUGCUGGCUCCGCAGUGGAUUUGAGCCAUGUUAUCACCCACUACGAACAUGAAAACAAGGAGAAGGAAGAGGCUCGCGUUGUCCGGAUGAAGGAUGGAAAAUCACUAUAUGACUAG
This is a messenger RNA of Aspergillus tanneri, 513 nucleotides long. Its product is annotated as putative NADH-ubiquinone oxidoreductase 178 kDa subunit. The record is from RefSeq and is a predicted model, not a curated record. Gene Ontology annotation, cellular component: mitochondrion. The coding region runs from base 1 to 513 and encodes 170 amino acids. The transcript has 3 exons. NCBI's taxonomy places the organism in Eukaryota, Fungi, Ascomycota, Eurotiomycetes, Eurotiales, Aspergillaceae.